AUGGCUGCCCGCUCUUAUACCCAGUUAUUGUCUAGCAUUCCUCCCUCAGGAAUCUCGAAGUCACAGGAGGAUCUCCCUCAGCUUGGAUCCACUGUGGUGGCCAAGGGCUGCAGCCCAGGGGCAGGGGAGAUCACCUCUGCCUCUACAUACUUCUCCUGUGCUGCUUCUCCGCGCAAGCUCAUCUACGCUGGAAUCCGGAGAUCACAUCGAGACACUGCCCAGCCUAAAGCACCCCUAGCCCAGGUUCAGGAAAAAGGGGAGACUGCUCCCCCAUCACACUGUGUCUCCUCCUCACCCUCUCCACCCUGUAAGCACUAUCUGCACCCAGACAAAGAGGAAAGGGGCAUGAAAAUAUACUACAUGCAGGUACAAGUGAACAAGGGUGUAGCUGUCUCCUGGAAGACAAAGAAACCCUUGGAGUUGCCUGAAAAGCAGCUGACGAUAGAAGAAGUGACCCUUCCUGAGGAUGCGUGCACAGUAGGCACUUACCCCUCUGAUGUGUUCACCGAAAGCCUCCUGUCUGACAGUGAGCCCACUGGGGAGGAGAAAGAGUAUGAGGAAAGGGCAGAGCCAGGCAGCCCAUCAGGGUCACCUGCAGUCCAGGAGACACCCAGGGCCAAGACACCGGCCUGGAUGGCGACCAUGGAGACCGGCUUCAGGUGCAUGGCCUGCUGCCGGGUCUUCCACACCUUGGAGAUCCUCCAGCAGCACGUGAAGGGCGGCGUCCUGGAGGGCUUCGGCUGCCAUUUCUUUCAUCUCAACAUCGCCCAGUGGAUGGGCAAUGUGGAAUUCGAGAGCACCCCUGAGGAGGAGGGCAGUGUGGAACCCGAGACCACCUCUGAGGACGAGGAGGACGACGAGGAGAAGCUAGAAGGCCCCAGCCCAAAGAGACCCUGCAGGCAGGGUAUUUUCUCUCUUUUGAGUUCCACACAGCAACUGAGAUUCAUGGGACAGAAGAUCCUGGAGACGGUGUGGCCUUGGAAGAGGUAAGGCUUGAGGCUGGCACUCUUCUGAGCCUAUGUCACGAGGGCCCAGAGGAGUCUAAGGGAAGGGGCCGCACACAUGUGCUGGUUUACCUAAUGGCUCUGCACUUGCAUCAACUUGGGACACACCCAGCACUUCCAAAGGAAUUGAGCUCUGCUGACUUCAACAAGAAGGUGGAGCCUUUUCCUAGGAGUUUUCUCAGGGUCUGCACGAUGGACCUCAACUCUUAGAGGACGUACCACCAGCAGCUCCUUGUCGGCAGAGAGAGCCAGGAGUGGUCUGAAGAGAGGACAGGGGCCCUUGCAGGACCAGAACUUUGAGGUCUGAGAGCCUUUGGCCUGAGCUGAGAUCUCACCCGGACCACUGUACCUAGCCUUCUGUGACAAAGGGGAAUAUGAAAGAGAGUCACGUGGAAAUGAGGUCCCCUGAGAUAUGGAAGUGUUCCAGAACCUUCGUUGCGUGGUAGUUGAUCUGGAGCCAAGCUCACUGUGGUGUGUCUGGCUCUGAGCAUUAAGGCAACGCUGGAGGGUGACCCUGACCAGCAGAGCUUGGAGUGCUGCUUGUCUCUUCCUGUUCUACCUCAGUUGUUUGAUCCCUUCCAGGGAGAAGAAAGGACCCUCGGGAGAGUAGCAGACAGAAUGCCGUGGUCUGAAGGAGGAUGAAGGGACCGGCACUCAGUUUCACAUCAUAUGACAAUAGGAACGUCCUAUGCAAUAAAGGGCAUUUUCCAAA
Mesoplodon densirostris (Blainville's beaked whale) is the source of this 1716-nucleotide messenger RNA. Its product is annotated as protein FAM170A-like. Gene Ontology annotation, biological process: fertilization. Lineage: Eukaryota; Metazoa; Chordata; Mammalia; Artiodactyla; Ziphiidae. Gene Ontology annotation, cellular component: nucleus. The coding region runs from base 1 to 990 and encodes 329 amino acids. The transcript has 3 exons. The record is from RefSeq and is a predicted model, not a curated record.